Molecule: messenger RNA, 1899 nt
Organism: Pygoscelis adeliae (Adelie penguin)
Lineage: Eukaryota; Metazoa; Chordata; Aves; Sphenisciformes; Spheniscidae
Product: zinc finger protein 883-like
Exons: 3
Source: RefSeq, a predicted model, not a curated record
UGCGGCAAAGCUUUGGCUUUCGGUUCGGCCUUCAACAAACGCCGGCGAGGGACCGAACGACCCCAUAAAUGCCCCGAAUGCGGGAAGUGUUUUCGGCUCAGCUCAACCCUCAUCACCCAUCAACGCCGGCACGCCGGCGAUAAACCCUACAAGUGCCCCGACUGCGGCAAAACCUUUAGCGUCGGUUCAGCGUUCAUCCAGCAUCAACGGGUGCACGCCGGCACUGGUGCCGGCGCGGCGCCUUGCCAAUGCGGCGUCUGCGGGAAGAGUUUCUCGGCCAGUGCCAGCUUGGUGAAGCACCAAAAAUUACACCUGGAGGAAAAACCCUACAAAUGUGGGGAUUGCGGGAAGGGUUUCAACUGGAAUUCGCAUCUGGAGCGGCAUCGCCGGAUCCACACCGGCGAAAAGCCCUAUGCCUGUCCCGAAUGCGGUAAGAGCUUCAGCUGGAGCUCCCACCUCGACCGGCAUCGCCGUACCCACGCCGUCGCCGGCGAACCCGCUUGCCGUUGCGCCGAUUGCGGUCACUGCCCGGCUCCUCGUGGCGCCGAAGGCUCCAACGCCGCCGAGAAGCCCUUGCAGUGCAGUGAAUGCGGGAAGGGCUUCACCAAGAGCGCGGCGUUGACCAAGCACCGGCGCGCCCACGCCGGCGAGAAGCCCUACAAGUGCGGGGAGUGCGGGAAGGGUUUCGGCUUGAACACCGCCUUGCUGCAGCAUCAACGGAGCCACGCUGCCGGCAAACCCUACCAAUGCGGCGAUUGCGGUAAGAGCUUUGCCUGGAGCUCCCAUCUUGACCGGCAUCGGCGUAUCCAUAUGGGUGAGAAACCCUACCGCUGCGGGGAUUGCGGGAAGAGCUUCUCCCAGAGUUCCCACUUGGAGAGGCACCAACGCGUCCACGCCGGCGCCGAGCAGCCCUGCCAAUGCACCGAUUGCGGGAAGAGCUUCUUGGCCUCCAACAAGCGCCGGCGGCUGUUGACCGGCACCGCUGAACGACCCUGUAAGUGCACCGAUUGUGGGAAGAGCUUUCUUUGGGGUGCCCGUGCCCGACCGACACCGGAGAGGACCCAUAAGUGCAGCGAGUGUGGGAAGAGCUUCACUUACCGGGCGGAGAACGUCAAGCACCAGGGGACGCAGACGGGGGAGAAACCCUACACCUGCCCCGAAUGUGGCAAGAGCUUCGGGCAAAAUUCGGCGCUGGUGAAGCAUCGCCGGAUGCACACGGGAGAAAAGCCCUACAAGUGCGGGGACUGCGGGAAGAGCUUCAGCGUCCGCUCCAACCUCAUCAAGCAUCAACGGACCCACCUUGGCGAGAAGCCCUACAAGUGUCCCGACUGCGGGAAGGGUUUCAUCCAGAAGUCGGACCUCACCGCACCCCGCCGGAUGCACACCGGGGAGAAACCCUACAAGUGCAACGUCUGCGGUAAAUGCUUCAGCGUCUCCUCCAACCUCAUCAAGCACCAACGCAUCCACCUCGGCGAGAAGCCCUACCAGUGCUCCGAGUGCGGCAAGAGCUUCAUCCAACGCUCCGAGCUCACCAUCCACCAACGCGUCCACACCGGCGAGAAGCCCUACAAGUGUCCCGAGUGCGGCAAGUGCUUCAGCCGUAGUUCCCACCUCAACCGCCACCAACGCACCCACUCCAGAAAGUCGGAUGCAAGCUACAGAUUCUCCAGACAACUCAACAGCCGUAUGAACGGGACGUCCACGCUGCUCCUGAAGCGGCUCCUCCCGCCCCGCCUCAGCCGGCAUCACGGAGAAGAGUUUGGCUCCGUCAAGGUCUUCCCGACAGCUCCAAAACUGGGUGAUCUCGCCCCAGGCGCCUGCCGCCACCACCCAGGACUUGGGGGACACCUCACCUUGAUGGCCAUCACCCAGGACUUUGAGGACGUGGUGGCUCCGAAG